Molecule: messenger RNA, 3105 nt
Organism: Cyphomyrmex costatus
Lineage: Eukaryota; Metazoa; Arthropoda; Insecta; Hymenoptera; Formicidae
Exons: 12
Coding region: 180-2522 (780 amino acids)
Biological process (GO): protein folding
Cellular component (GO): nucleus; cytosol
Molecular function (GO): Hsp90 protein binding; Hsp70 protein binding
Source: RefSeq, a predicted model, not a curated record
CCAUUGUUUUCGGUGAACAAGUAGUAGUUUUCGAGGUUAUAUUUUACACGUCGAGCAAUAUUAUGAAUUACUCGUGACGUAUAACGCGCAUAAUUAGUUAUUUAUCGUCGCAGACGAAUCGGACUAUAAAAAACGUUCACUUUUACUUAGAUUCGGGCGUUGUGAGAUUUUUACACAACAUGCAAGGGACCGGAGACAAAGUUUGGACGGAUGAGGAGCGUUUGCAGCUUGCUGCGAAAUUAGACGCCGAACUGGACGAGUACAUAAAUAACUUAGAGAAAAAGAGUUAUGCGGAAGGAUGGCCGGAGGACAGGUGGCAAGAGGAAAUGGAGAAGCACCCUUUUUUCAUGAAAAAGCCACCGGAACCCGGCGACGAGUUGUCUCCCUUGAUGGAGGGAUUACAACAACUCAAGUACGGGGAGGAUGAGAAUACUCCUGAAGAAUUGGCGAAUAAUUACAAGGAGGAUGGAAACUUUAAUUAUAAGUAUAAAAAGUAUCGUCUUGCUAUUCUUAGUUAUACAACAGGAAUAAAAACCAAAUGUAAAGAUGACGAUUUAAAGGCUCAGCUUUAUAAUAACAGAGCCGCAGCACAUUUCAUGUUGCAAAAUUACAGAUCAUGUUUGAAUGACUGUAAAUUGGCUUUAAAGUUUAAACCACAAUAUCCAAAAGCUUUGAAUCGAGCUGCCACUUGUAGUUUUUACAUUAAAGAUUAUGACCAAUGCAUCGAUUUAUGUGACCAGUUUCUUAAUCAAAGUCCAACCGAUAAAACAAUAUUGAAAUUAAGAUCUGAUGCUGUAAUUGCAAAAGAACGUUUACAAAGAGAUAAGAGAAAACGGGAAAGAGAAGAGAAAAAAUUGGAUAAGGAAGAUGAGAAAUUGUUAGAAACAAUUUCUCGAAAAGAUAUUAAUUUAGAAUUGGCGAAUGAUAAACAAAAGCUAGAAUUGAGAGAUUUAGAGCCGCAAGUGCCGCAAAUAGCACAAAGCAGAGUACGCUUUGACGAGGACAAGCUUGUGUGGCCAGUAAUGAUUUUAUAUCCAGAGACUCAGCAAACUGACUUUAUACAAAAUUUUCACGAAGAUACGUUAUUAAUUGAACAAUUAAUUGAAUUAUUCGAGGAACCUCCUGAGUGGGAUGUAAAACAUCGUUAUACCAUAGAAAAUGUAAAUGUAUAUUUUGAAGGAAAAAACAAAUGUUCCAUUCAUAAAGUAGACAUCCAGCUCACGUUGGAUGAAAUAUUACGAGACAAACAGUUCAUAGUUCGCGGCGGUACACCGGCUUUCUUGAUACUUGUAAAGUCCAGUGAAGCUGAGAAACAUUUCUUAGCAAAUUAUUCAAAAAGAGAGAAAGAGAACGUGUUUGAUCUUUUCCCUGCAAUUUGUUCUCACGUUCUCCGCAGCGUGAUCGGUAAGCGACAGGGGGUCGUCGAUCGGAAGGUGGUGCCACCUGCAGCACCUGUCUACGCCAGCAACGGCGCACCGAGUGUGUACACCAGCACCGGUUGUUGCACGAACAUCAACGGUGGCGGCUUCAAUGUGCAGCAGCCGCAGCCUCACGAGGAUUAUCGGCCGAUCUACUUUUACGUGGCGCAGCCUUACACGAUCCCGUACACCUUCGCCAAGAGACCGAAACCCGCCGCAUCGUCAUUGCUAAGGGCGGCGAAGCCGCGCGGCAACAACUGUCGUGUCAAGUUCUCCAAGAAACUCGGAAACGCUGACUUCUCGCAGAAGGUCAAACAGGGCGAGUUCUCGCGGAGUCUGAAUCAGGUGCACUUCGCGGAGAGUCAGGGUCAAGUGCUCACAAACUAUCCAAAAGCUGGAUUAUCUCGUGAUCCGAGGAUGACGUCGAUGUUUCGAAGAGGCACAAUCUUCGCGACCUUCUUCCUGUCAUUGUUGGGCGGUGGGCUUGUCUGCGCCGCCCUUGUGACACAGCAUUGGGUCGAGGCACGACCGUGGAGAACUCCGAAUCCACAGGAGAGCGCCGGCAGAGUUCAUUUCGGUCUAUUACAGGGUAAAAAGGAAUUAAACGUCGCUUAUGGAUGGAGGACGUAUCACGUGUCCGUUCCUCAAAUGAUCCGGCAAGAUCCAUCGGUGAUGUCUUGGGCUCUUUGGAUCGCUACCUUAACAACGACUUCGGCUGCUUUGGUAGCGGCUGCGCUUGCUGCACUUUUGGCAGUUUUAAAUACAGCUACUUCGCCAAGAUCGAAGAUUUUAUCCAUUCCUGGUGUAUACUUUAUAAAUAUGUUAAUGCUGUUAAUGUGCUUAGCAAGCACUUGUACUUGGUUAGCGCAAUACUAUACGAGACUAUACGUUAAUGUGCUUCCGAAGGAGGACAUCGAUAACAUGUGGACCAGCGAAGGUUCUGCUGAGCUUGGUUAUUCAUUUUGGCUCGUAGUUAGCGCUGGUGUUGUACAUCUCAUUAGUAUAGCAUUAAUCGGCUGGGGCUCGGGUAGAGAAAAGGAUGAUCGUCUGGAGCCAAUACCUGCACUUGAAGAGAAAACUGCCGCAGCGAUUAUGUUAUACUAAACAUUAUAAUAAUUUAGAAAUUGCGGGACUAUGAUUGAAUUACGCUAAUAUGCGUAAUAUCGAAUUGAUAAUAGUAUAUAUCAAGAAUGAAAAUUUGCUGAGAUUAAGCAAAAGAAUUUUCGUUCACACCUCGCACAGUUCCUAGUUAUUUGCUAGGCGUUUGUAAUCAUUUUCCUUGAUACAAUUCAGUUUUGCAACAGAUACCGUGCAAUGUUAUAUCAAAUUAAAACGCAAAUAUAAACAUAGCAAGUAUGUUUGAAGCGUGAAUAUGUUUGAUGUGCUAAUAAGGAACAGUACUUGCUAUAUAUAUGUCGAAAUAAGAGUUGGAAUAUGACAAUACAUACCGCCGUGUGGUAUAUAAUAUAUACAUUUCGACAUACUUUAUGCAUUGAUAUUAUGCCAGUCCGUAAUACUCGUGAUUCCAAAGCGAUAAUAAUCGUAAAAUGAGCAUUUUAUGUCUAACAACGAUCGAUUACGAUUGAAAGUUAUGCGCUAUUCGCUUUAUGACAGAAAAAGACGAGAUUGAGCAUGGAAAAACGCUUUAUAGUAGCUUAAUCUAUACAUUAGUUGUUUAUCAAUAAGA